Molecule: messenger RNA, 1107 nt
Organism: Belonocnema kinseyi
Lineage: Eukaryota; Metazoa; Arthropoda; Insecta; Hymenoptera; Cynipidae
Exons: 3
Coding region: 1-300 (99 amino acids)
Source: RefSeq, a predicted model, not a curated record
AUGGGGCUGGCUGGAAGGGAAAACUACGGCGAUGCGGCAGUAGAUUUUGUGGAAUUAAAACGAGAAGGAAAUAUUUGCAGAGUUAAAGCUAUCAUUUUUCCGGAGCACAAAGUUUAUAACAAAGGCUAUAAUGUAGAUGCAGACAUUGAUGAGAAAAAAGAGAAAAUAUUACAAGUUUUGUGUCACGACUGUGUAGCUUCAUUGGGUGGUUGUAAACAUACAGUUGCAUUCCUCAUGUGGCUACAUCGCAGGAGCGAGGAUCCCUCUCCAACUGAGGUCGAAUGUAAUUGGAAGAAAUAAGCUCUUUCCAUAGUGGGAACUUCUAUUAAGUAUAUCAAAGCUGAGGAAAUUGGAGCAAAAAUUCCUCCUGUAGAAAAUGUUCUACCCACCUUCCGAGACAGAUUUCUACAGCACUGCCAAAAAGAUAAAGUGUAUUGCUUAAUUGCGAAGCAUCUCACACCAUAUUUCUAUAAUGAAGUAUGCUUGCAUGACUUGAUGUGCUUUUAUAAGCGAGAUAAUUCAACAAAAUAUAAUGCUGAUGAGUUUUUGUUGUUUUGCUCGGAUAAAAUGACAGAAAAACUGUGCACAGAUGCCGAAGAAAAUACGAAAGAGCAAAGUGAUGAAUGUCUAUGGCACACUCUAAGACAGUUCAGAGUAACGGCUUCCAAAAUUUCGGAAACGUCGAAAUGUAAUACUCCUGAAGGAGUAUUAAAAGAAAGCAUUUUUGGGGCUCAAAUGUAUGAUUCAGUAUAUAUGGAGCGAGGAAGACUACUGGAGAAAGAGAUUAUAAAAGAAUUAGAAACGGAGUAUGAAACUAAAAUUAAAAAGGUCGGUUUAAUGUUAUCUUCUAGUCUACCAGCACUUGGUGCUUCACCUGAUGGAAUCAGCGAGGAGUUUGUGGUUGAAAUAAAGUGCCCAGCGAAGGUCUCUACUGUUAAGAAUUACAUAUCCUUGAAAGGAGACGUUGUUAAAAAGUACUAGGCUCAAACACAAAUGCAAAUGCAUUUCUGUAAAAGACAAAAAGGAGUUUUUGCUUUUGCGUCAACGAAUUUUGAAUCAGACCACAAAACGCAAAUCGUUGUAGUAACCUACGAUAAGAAAUUUUGU